GAUUAUCGCUACGGUAUAAAUAAAACAGGUUUACAUCUGCCAAUGGGACCAUUAACACUGUUCAAUACGUUAGACUGAGACAGCGAAAGACAUGCAGCAAGUUGUCUUAGGAUUGGGAAUUGUACUUCUAGUGGCGCUAAUUGUGACAACGUCGGCCAAGCCUAAUGAUGUAAGAGGUACACGGAAGGAGAAGCACAACCUCAAAAAGAAAGCCGCGACAAUAAAUAGGCAGAGUCAUUCGAGCGAAGAUGAAAAGGAUGAAGAAGAGAAGGCUUCUAAAAGAGCUCAAAUGGAUUCCACGACUAAACAGAGACGCGCUAAAGAGGAAGAUGUGAUCAUUAACAACAAUGCAGAGGGUAGUCGCUUUAGAAAUGCAUUGACAUCAGAUUCAGAUAGUUGGUACAACCCUGGUGUAAUUGGCACACAGACAAUCUAUUAUCGUUUAGCGUUCUCAAACGAACCUGUAAAGACAAAACUCGAAACAGCGAUGAGAAUCCUGGAAGCCUACGCUGCAGAUUUCAAUAAUGUUAACUGUUUUCAAUUCGUCAACGAUGAAUGGGCGUCACAAACCGAAUUCUUCACAGUAGUCUAUGACUCUGGUGUAUCUGGAUGCUCCGCAAAUGUGGGGAAAACGGGAGGAAGUACACUAAGAUUAGGUGCGUAUUGCGCGACUCAAAAUGGCAUGCUGCUACACGAACUGCUACAUGUUUUGGGACUUGGGCACGAACACAUUCGUCCCGACAGAGAUACUUACAUUGACGUAAAUUACAACAAUAUCCAGGCAGGCGCAACUGUGAAUUUCCAAAAGUAUUCCUGGUUGGGGCGAGUAUUUGAUACAAAUUAUGACUACUGUAGCAUUAUGCACUACAACCCCUACUUGUUUGCUAUUGAUUACAAUAUUAAGACAAUCUCACCUAAGCAGUACACUGUACCUCCGUGCCCCGGGGGUGGAGGUAUCGGACAGAGAGUUCAACCAACUGAUACGGAUAUAUACAAGGUCCAGAGGCUGUAUCAGUGUACAGUUACUAAAACCCCAUGCCCACCACCCGAACCACAAAAAGUGAUUUACUGUCCAUUUGAGUCUCAUAACGACUGGCCCUGGGAUAAUUGUGAUUUCAAAGCGUCUGGAUCUGCCGCAAUAAUUCACCAAUCAGCGCAGAGUGCCGGUAGUUUAGAUCCCUUUGCCGAGAUGACGUUUUGGGGCACUGAAGGCAAGGGCAAAUACUUGAAGGCUGAUGUUGCAAAUUCGUUCAAUGGAAGUGUUGGAUUAUAUACCUCCCCUGUACUGUCAGCGGGCGAUUAUUGCAUUCAAUAUGAGUUCUUUAUGGAGAACACGCUUUCGCCUCUCAAGGUUUACACAGUACUCGCGGCGGAUGGUGUUACGCGAGGUGUUACGCAAAGCGUUACUUAUGAUCCAAAUGCUGAGUGCUACGGGGGUUCAGGUCCGUUGAAAGAAAUAUAUGAUUGGCUGUCUAUUGACUACUGCGAUAACUCAAUUAAGAAAAUAUCUGAACCAAAUGAUUUCAAGGUGGUAUUUGAAGUUGAUGUUAACAAAGCAUCAUCCCAAAAUGUCAUCCUUGAUGAGGUCAUUAUACGUCAAAAGGACCCGGAUGUGGAUUGCGAAUGGCAGUGGCUCACCAUAGAUGAACUCAAUAUGGUCUGUCCGGGCUCUGUGGCAAUUGUUGAUGUCCAAUGCCCCGGAUGUAUUGAUGACUCGUGGUACUGUACUCCCCAAUGUUUACAAGCGAUUGCAGCGUCCUGCUAGCUAGAUCUCAAUAUUGAUGUACUGUAAAUCAAAAUAAAUUCUAUAAAUUAAUAC
Molecule: messenger RNA, 1819 nt
Organism: Owenia fusiformis
Lineage: Eukaryota; Metazoa; Annelida; Polychaeta; Sabellida; Oweniidae
Source: the annotation of a GenBank genome assembly